GUCUGGUUUGUGUUUCCAGGUGCUGGCAAAACCCCAACGCUGGGUGGAGGCUUCCACGUGAACCUCGGAAAGGAGUCGAGAGCACAGACCCUGCAGAACGGGCGGCGCCAGAUCCACCACCUGGGGAGCCAGCUGCAGCUGAACCAGCACUGCCUGGACACGGCCUUCAACUUCUUCAAGAUGGCUGUGAGCAAGCACCUGACCCGUGGCCGCAGGAUGGCCCAUGUCACUGCCGCCUGCCUCUACCUCGUGUGCCGCACGGAGAGCACGCCGCACAUGCUCCUCGACCUCAGCGACCUGCUCCAGGUGAAUGUGUACGUGCUGGGGAAGACCUUCCUCCUCCUGGCAAGAGAGCUCUGCAUCAACGCGCCAGCGAUAGACCCGUGCCUGUACAUCCCACGCUUUGCCCACCUGCUGGAGUUCGGUGAGAAGAACCACGAAGUGUCCAUGACAGCCCUGCGGCUGCUGCAGAGGAUGAAGAGGGACUGGAUGCACACGGGCCGGCGCCCCUCCGGCCUUUGCGGGGCAGCACUUCUGGUCGCAGCCAGGAUGCAUGACUUCCGGAGAACCGUCAAAGAGGUCAUCAGCGUGGUCAAGGUGUGCGAGUCCACGCUGAGGAAGAGGCUCACGGAAUUUGAAGACACCCCCACCAGUCAGCUGACAGUAGACGAGUUUAUGAAGAUUGACCUGGAGGAAGAGUGUGACCCCCCAUCGUACACGGCCGGCCAGCGGAAGCUGCGGAUGAAGCAGCUUGAACAAGUCCUGUCGAAAAAACUGGAGGAAGUUGAAGGGGAAAUAUCCACCUACCAGGACGAAAUCGAGACUGAACUAGAAAACAGCCGGCCCAAGGCCAAGGGGGCCCUGGCCAGCCUGGCGAGAAACGGCUCCGUCGAGGACGCCACGGCCGGCGUGUUUGGCGAGGAGGAUGCGGAGGACGAGGAGCUGGAGGCCGCCGCCAGCCACCUGAACAAGGACUUCUACCGGGAGCUGCUUGGCGGUGGCGUUCCCGGCAGCGCGGAGGCUGUGGGCAGCCCCAGCGGGAGUGGCAGGCCCCCCGCCCUGGAGUCCUUGCUCGGGCCCCUGCCCACAGCGGCGAGCCUGGGCAUCUCAGACUCCAUCCGAGAGUGCAUCUCCUCGCAGAGCCAGGAGUCCAAAGACGCUUCUGGGGAUGGCGAGCUGGACCUCAGUGGCAUCGAUGACCUGGAAAUUGACAGGUACAUCCUGAACGAGGCAGAAGCCCGUGUGAAGGCCGAGCUGUGGAUGCGGGAGAAUGCCGAGUACCUGCGGGAGCAGAGGGAGAAGGAAGCCCGGAUCGCCAAGGAGAAAGAGCUGGGCAUCUACAAGGAGCAGAAGCCCAAGAAGUCCUGCAAGCGCCGGGAGCCGAUCCAGGCCAGCACGGCCGGGGAGGCCAUCGAGAAGAUGCUGGAGCAGAAGCGGAUCUCCAGCAAGAUCAACUACAGCGUGCUGCGGGACCUGGACAGCAAGGGUGGCGGUGCGCACAGGCAGGACACGCGGCCCGAGGACAGGGCCGGCGCCAGGAAGCUGCCGCGGAGGAAAAAGCCGGCUGGCAGGAGUGGGGCCGACCCUGUGGCCAGUAUGGGGAAAAGGUUGAGGCCAAUGGUAUCCACACAGCCAGCUAAGAAGGCAGCCCUGGGAGAGGCCCUGCUCCCGAGCCCUGUCCCCCUGGGGUCUGAGCCGGUGAGGCCCUCAGCGGUCGUGGUGGAGAGCGGCCCUGUGUCCUACCACCCCGAGGAGGACCCCGACGAGGACCCCGACGAGGAGGACGGGGAGCCCUGCGUCAGUGCCCUGCAGAUGCUGGGUGGCAAUGAUUACGGCUGUGAUGGCGACGACGACGAUGGCUACUGAGGCGUGACCGCACCUGGCAGUGUCCGUGGUGGACCCGCUGGUGUCUGAGGGACCAGACAGGGUCUCUGGGCCCAAGGCCCACAGGCACGAGCACGAGACUCUUGUGACAAGAGGGCGCUGCCUGCCUGCCCCGCAGCUUGCGUCUCACAGCCACGUGUGGCGUCCGUGGCACUUGCGUGGGCACCAUGUUUUGAGCAAUGUACGGUGUGUGUCCAUCUCGGGUGCCUGGACUGGGGCCUGCACGUGACUCAGACGUGUGUCUCGUGGCCCAAGAACCCUCCGCAGACAUGGCUGUCAUGUCUCCUGUGAGGAAACUGAGGCCCAGGAGGCCCAAGUGCGUGGAGGGCUGGUGGGCUCCAGGACCCUGCUCUGCCCUGGUGGAGCCGGUGCCCUGCGCCCUCCGGGUCUCGCUGUCACCGAGAAGCACUGUGUCCAGCUCCCUCUGCUGGUCCCGAGCUGGUCCCGCACCUCCAGCUGCAGCCAGACCCAGCCUCCUUGCUGCUGCCAGGGCCCGGGGCCCACUCAGAGCUGCACGAGCCCAGGGGCCGGAGCCAGGAGAGUGGCGGGCACUCAUGUCUGGGCUGGCAUCUGGCUCAGCAUACCAGAGGGAGGGAAGGCAGGCAGGGCCCUGAGCUUGGCUGCCUGCUCUAGAGAGUUCCCACUGCCCUGAACUGCCCCAGGGCCAGGCCUUGGAAUAGGAAGGCCCAGAGACUACUGUCAAGUCUUAGCUCGGGCAUCACUGCUCUGGACAUCCCUCAGAGGCCAGGCCGUGGCCCACCCUACUGCCCCGGAGAGGAUGACCUCGGUGGCAGACCACACUGCCUGGCCCAGCACUCGCUCUCCUGGGGGGCUGGGCCCCUCCCACGAUGCAGCAGAGUCUGCAGGUCAGGACUCAGAGGCCAGUUGCUGCACCCCUCGGCCAACACCCUCGGCCUGGGAGGUGGGUGGAGGCUGGGUUCUGAGGACAGAAAGGUGUUACUCGAGCAGAAA
Molecule: messenger RNA, 2856 nt
Organism: Miniopterus natalensis
Lineage: Eukaryota; Metazoa; Chordata; Mammalia; Chiroptera; Miniopteridae
Source: RefSeq, a predicted model, not a curated record